UUUCUUCCUUUUCUUGUUAGUUUAUCAAUUUUUUCCGAUUAAUCAUCAAUGGUUUUCCAGUGAAGUAAAAAUAGGUGAAAAAUGGCAAUUAAUUGCUACAAAAUGUGAACAAUUCAAACCGGACAUAAUGUAGAAGUGUAAAUGUAACGCGGUAGACUAAAGGGAUCGGAAAACAUUGUUGUAAACUUACCCCCAGCAGAGGGCAAAUCGUCUGAAAAGUGGGGUAAGUGUCAGGAGGAGAUAGGAUAGAAGGGAGAAGUAGGGCAGGACACUUACUGAAAAACAAAGAAAGAAACCAUGGCAGAUAUGAUGCGGAUGAGCGGAAGUGGUGCCCUUGGGGGCUUCCAGCGGGACAAGCUUGGAUCGCCUUCAACUGGCUCGGAGGACGGAGGAGGAAUCGAUCUCGGGGACAUUGCCCAAGAGUUGGAUCAGGACGAAUUCGAUGGCCCUGUGGCGUGCAAUGGUGAUAGGCCAGCAAUUACUGCUCCCCCGGAAAGCGAGUGGUACCAUGGCCGUAUGGACAGAUUCUGUGCUGAGCAGCGUUUGAAAUCGGCUUCCAGACUGGGAAGUUAUUUGGUUCGUGAAAGUGAUCGGAAGCCCGGUUCUUACGUGCUGAGCUACUAUGGAAGAACCGGAAUCAACCAUUUCCGUAUCACCGCGGUUUGUGGCGAUUUCUACAUCGGAGGAAGACAAUUCCUCUCGCUGAGCGACUUGGUUGGCUACUACACGUCCUGUAGUGAUCUUUUGAAAAGGGAACGUCUGGUGUGUCCUGUUGCCCCACCAGAACCAGUCAACGACAAGAAACGUGUGGUAGCCAUUCUUCCGUACACCAAAAUGCCGGACACGGAUGAGCUCACCUUCCAGAAGGGUGAUAUUUUCUUCGUGCACAACGAUAUGGGUGAUAACUGGCUGUGGGUCACAGCUCAUCGCACAGGAGAGCAGGGAAUGAUUUUCCGAGAAUUGGUAGAAGACCUCGAUCCGAGCAUCGAUCCAAAUACCGUAUUUUCCUGGUUCCACCCAACCUGUUCAAAGAACGAGGCCGUCGAUAUGCUCGUCAAAGCUGGGCCGGGAAGUUUCCUGGUGCGACCGAGUGAUAAUUCACCCGGAGAUUAUUCCCUUUUCUUCCACAUUAACAAUCAAAUUCAGCGGUUCCGCAUUGAGAAGAAAGGCGUUCGCUAUUUGAUGGGUGGUCGAACUUUCGAAUGUUUGGAUGCGGUCAUUAAUCGCUAUCGCAAGGAACAGAUCGUAGAAGGACACACGUUGAUGCAUCCCGUUAUCAACGGAAGCCAACCGGAGUAUCAUCCGCCGUCGAAUGUGGCCAGUGCAGCGGAGAAAAUUUAUGCAACACUUCGGGAGUGUCGCGAUCAGAACAUUUUGAAAAAGACCAAGGGCAUCAAGCAUCACGGCUACCUGCUGAAGAAAUCGGACAAAACGGCCAAGUGGAAGCAGCUGUACUUCGCCUUGUUGGUCGAGGGCUCGGAAACGCAUCUCUGCUUCUACGAUAACCCGAAGAAAACCAAACCGAAGGGAUUGAUUGAUCUCUCCUGUGCUUAUCUUUAUCAGUGCCAUGAAUCGUUUUGGGAGAGGCAGCAUUGCUUCCAGAUCGUUGAGCGUGCCCUUCCGUGUCUGGCAACGAUCACCUAUCUUUGUGCCAACAGCCAGGAGAGUUACGUCGAGUGGGUCAAUGCGCUGAAGUCCCAUUGCGUGUCGCAGCUCAGCAAGGCCCAGUCCAAGGUUCCACGUUUACGCGAACUGCGCUGUCUGAAUUUGCAGAUAUUGGAGGCCCAUCGUUUGCCGUUCAAACUUGUUCCGCAUCCGUACUGCGUUGUAUCGUUGAAUCAGGUCAAAGUGGGCAAAACCCGAGUAAAGACGGCCCCGGAUCCAGUUUGGGAGGAGGAAUUUGUACUGGAUGAUGUUCCGCCGGACGUAGUGACGGUAACAAUAACGGUUCUCAGCAAGGGUAAACGCGGGAAGGAUUCAGAAGUUGCGGAAUUGACUGUCGACCUGUGCGGUUUAAAAAAUGGACAGGAAACAGAGGAGUGGUACCCCCUGGUUGGAAUGACCCCAAUGGGUGAGUGGGGAUCCAUUCGUCUGCGUAUACGAUAUCUGGACGAUUUGGUUAUGCCCUGCGAUGAGUACAGUCCUCUUCAACAACUCUUGGUGGAGCCGGAACUGAAUGCGGUGCGGGCUCUGGCUGAAAUCUGCCACAACGAUCGUAUUCCCUUGGCUACGUCUCUCUUGAAAGUAUUCCGCCACGAGAAACGUGAAACGGAACUGUUGAGAAUACUGUGCCAAGCCGAAGUGGCUCGGGAGAAUGAAACGACAACUCUGUUUCGAGGUGCGUCCCUGGCCACAACACUGAUGGAUCUCUACAUGCGAGCGGAAUGUACCGUUUUCCUACAAUCCGCCGUAUCCGACACAAUCCAAAGAAUACUCGACAGCAAGCAGUCAGGGGAACUGAAUCCCACCAAGAUGGAUGUGAAUGAUGACGCCUGCUCAAACGCUGAGUUUCUGCUGAUGAUUUUGGAUCAGGUUACGCAAUCCAUAUUCACAUCGCCAGAUGCUUGUCCACGGACUGUGCGCUACAUUUGCAACUGUCUGCAGAAGGCUGUGGUGGCCAAAUGGCCGUCGCCGAAUGAGCGUUUGGUUCGCACUCGCGUAGUGUCCGGAUUCAUCUUUCUGCGUCUGCUGUGUCCCGCUUUGCUCAAUCCCCGUCAAUUUGGUCUAGUCAGCGAAACUCCUCAUCAGAUGGCAACUCGCACGCUUAUAAUGGUGGCAAAAUGUUUGCAGAACUUGGCGAACCUUGUAGAAUUUGGCGGAAAGGAACCGUACAUGGAGGUAGUCAAUCCAUUUAUACUGAAAAACAAGGAGAGGAUGAUAGUCUUUCUGGAUCAGCUAUCUUCUGUUACCGAUCCAAAUCCCCCUCCCGGAUGCAUGAUAGAGCAGAACAAUUCCUCUACGCUCUCUAGUUCAGAUGCAGGACGCGAGCUCGCCACGUUGCAUCACAUCUGCGUUUCCUACCUCCUGGAAUUGCAAUCGAUGAGUAAGACUAACAAUUCGCUCAAAAAGCUGGUCACCGUUACGGAGAUGCUUUCGAAGCACAAACUCAAAUAUCGUGAAAUGAUCAGUUAAUUUGCUGGCGCGAAGGAGAACAUUUCACCCGGAUGAAUUUGCAUGACAUAUUUGAAGGAUAAAAAAUAAUCUAUAAACUCAAAAGUUAUAAAAAAGUGAAACCAACACAGGAUUAACAUUUAACGAGCGUAUAUUACAAGCGUAAUAGUGAAGCCCUUGCAGAUAAUCAUGAGAAAACGAAAAAAAAAUAUUUUAAGUUUCAAAAUUCUGAUACAACGGUACAAUAGGUAUGAUAUUGACAGCAUCUGCUUGUACUUGUGCAACGCGCUCUCGAGCAGAUGGAUGUUAGCAAUUUCUCAUCACAACAUUUUUUAGCAUUUUGCUGUACUCAGGAGAGGUAAUUUUAGGCUACAAAACAAUAUUUAAACAAAAAAAGGAUAUAGGAAGUAGGAGAAGAAACCGUUAUAUAUUCCACGAUGAACUAGGCAUCGUACAAAAAUUUGUCAGUUCGUUUAGCAGUUUAGGUGUCCGUUUUCCAGUCUCAAACAAAAGUCAUUAAAUUGUACUAGCCGAAAUCGAAACCAAUAUCCACGGGACGAGGUCUGUAGCAGUCUCCAUUUCUGAGUAGAAUACUCAGCUCUUCUCCUGUAUAGUCUCUCUUUUACAAGGCAAAGCUAGUGCAAAUCGACAGCAGAAUUAAACAAAUUAUUAUCUUCUUACCCAAGCCACACACAUUAAAAGUCUACAGUAUCUAAAUGGAUGUAAUUGAACCAGUAAUACCAGAAGUGAAUUUGUUAUAGCCAACUGUCAUGGAAACUAUAGCAUCAAUUGCAAUUGUUCGUAAUUUCUCUAAUCAGUAUGGGAAAAAAUGGAGCGCAAGUUCAUGAAAUUAGAGUAAAAAAUGGUCCAUCAGAAAAUAUUCUCCAGAAUUGUCUGCUUAGAUUACUCUAGUAAAAGCUUUAUUCUAGUAAUUUCUCCGGAUAUGACUUCUGAAAUGCUUUCAAGAACUUCUAGUUCUAAAUCUCCUUCAGAGAUCCGUUCAUCGAUUUUCCAGAAGAAUUUUUCAAGGAAUGCUCAGAACAAUUUCUCCAGUAUUUACAUUGCAGAAAAUCUUUGAGCACUCCAAUGCUACAAUUUCCAUUAAUUUCCGCCGAUAUUAUACUAAAAGUUAUCCCAAAAACUAUCACAGUAUUUUUUUCAGAUAUUUGUCCACCGCAUUUUCAAGUUUGUACUCUAGGAGAUCCAGGAGUUAUUCCAAUGACAUCUUCAUAGUCGUUGGAGAAAUUCGUUCAGGGAUUAAAAAAAAACACUACAGGUAUUCCUACGUCCAAUCUUCAAGUUGCUUUUCCAGUCAUUGUCAUAAGGGAAUGGAAUUUUGUGAGGAUUUUUUUUUCAUUCAAUUUUAAAGAGAACUCGCGACCAAUUGCUUAUGAUGCUAAUGAUUUCAUGGACACUCUCGAGAUUAGAAAUGGUACCGUAUACGCACCAGGACCAUACCUUGCGCACUUUUGAAAGACAAAAGUAAUAUCAGUGAAUAAUUAUAAUUGUACCUUUGUUUCAAAAAAAGAAUCGUUAUCAAAUGUACGUAAUUUGAACCAAAUGCGCAAUACUUGUCGCAGUGCAAUGUUAGGGAUAGGUAAGGGUGAUUCAGUGGUGAAAAUUCUCGAAUAUCCUAAAUUUGUAAGUUCUGAAACACUCACGUGAAUCUGCACAAACCGAAGUCCAUUAGCGUCCGGACAUUUCAAAAUUUUCAGCUUGAAAAAGGAAUCGCAUUCCCACUUGGUUAGGUGCGUAACGACGCGGUAAUAACAUUUAUAGGAAGUAGCCAAACAUAUAAAACGACAAACAAGAGAAUCAACCAACCAACAACGGUAUAAGAAAAAAAAAACGAAGUAAUUUUAAUCAAGGUAUUGUAGUAGCUAGAGGCGAAGAGGAAAGAGGAGCAGCGCAUGUUUAUACCAAAAAAAGACGAGAAUUUAGUUAACGUUAGGAAUUAAUGGACCGACUUGUUUUGAUUCGUCCUCUCCAUGCUAUACACAAACGUUAAAUACCUAUAUAUUACCAGCUAUUGUACGGAUCCAAGCCAAUCAGUAAAACAAAAUAAUUGCGAUGGGUCCCGUGACUAGGGGAAACGUUUAGGAAGCAGACGCCAUUUUAGUUUGUACGUUGUAAUUUUUACAUGCUUUUUUAUAUAUAUUUUCACAUUCUAUGUCAUCCAGAUCAAUUAGGCCAAGCUUUAGCCCAGGACAAUUUUCAAUGCAUUUUUAUAAUCGUAUAUAUAUUUAACAGUGAAUAUAAUAAACUAUUACCAUUCAAACUGA
Aedes aegypti (yellow fever mosquito) is the source of this 5393-nucleotide messenger RNA. It is a transcript of the gene vap, whose product is annotated as ras GTPase-activating protein 1. Gene Ontology annotation, biological process: regulation of GTPase activity. Lineage: Eukaryota; Metazoa; Arthropoda; Insecta; Diptera; Culicidae. The record is from RefSeq and is a predicted model, not a curated record. Gene Ontology annotation, molecular function: protein binding. The transcript is spliced from 8 exons. The coding region runs from base 298 to 3132 and encodes 944 amino acids.